AUGGAUUCUAUUCCAACUUUAUUUGAAGAAUUAGAUGAAUAUAUUUCAAAAUCAUCAUUCAAGAAAGCAAUUCGUGUUUGUAACAAAAUCUUAGGUAUUGAAGCAGGAAAUGUUCAAGCUUUUCAAUGCAAAGUUAUUUGUUUAAUGCAACUUUCAAAUUUUCAAGAAGCAAUUGAUUGUUUUAAAAAAUCAAAACAAAUCGAAUCUAUGAGUUUCGAAUAUUCAUAUUGUCUCUAUGCACUUAACAAAUACCAAGAAUCAUUAAAACAAUUAGAAAAGUCACAAAAAGAUAACAGAUCAUUAGAACUUGAAGCUCAAAUUCAUUAUAAAUUAGAAGACUAUUCAAAAACCAUUUCAAUUUAUGAAAGUUUAUUAUCAAAACCAGAAUAUUCAGAUUCUGUCGAAUUCAUUACCAAUCUUUGUGCAGUUUAUUUAGAAGCUGGUAAAUUAAAUGAAUGUCAAGAUUUAAUAAAUAAAAAUAAAGGUCAACAAACUAAAACUUAUGAAUUAGCUUUUAACUCUGCCUGUUUAGCAAUUGCCAAAAAAGAUAUUAAAACUGCUGAAACCCAAUUAAAAUUAGCUAAAAAGGUUUGCACUGAUUCAUUAAAACAAGAUGGUUUUUCUGAAGAAGAAAUCAAAGAAGAACAAACAUCAAUUGAUACUCAAUUAGCCUAUUGUCAACAAAUUAAUGGUAAUUUUGAAAAAUCUUUAGAAUUAUAUCAAAGUGUUUUAGAUCAAGAGGUUGGUGAUGGUCCAAGUUUAAUUGCUGCUAACAACAAAACUUCAAUUAGUAUCAACUCUAGCAAGACCCAUGAAACUAAAGAAUUAACCACUGCUUUAGAAACUUUAAGAUCGUUAUUAAGUGAAUCAAAUGAAUCACGUCUUAAUGGUAAACAAAAGAGAGUAUUCAAUUACAAUAUCUGUUUAUUAUUAUUACAAUUAAAGAAAAUUGGUCAAUGCGAAGAACUCAUUAAAUCAAUUAAAAACAAAUUCAAAGGUGCCCAAAACUCAUCACUUGAAGAUCUUGAUAUCAUUAACUCUACUCUUUUAAUUAGAGAAAAGAAAUACGGUGAAGUUGAAAAACUCUUAAAAGGACACAGUGCAUCAUCUCUUAAGAGUCAAUUACUUUUAGCUCAAGUUUACUUAUUGGAUAACAAUGUUGUCAAGGCUCUUGGUGUUUUAGAACAAUUAGAUGAAACCGUUUCAAAUAAACCAGGUAUUAUUGCUACCAAAUGUGCCCUCUAUGAAAAAUCUGGUAACCUUGAUAAGGCCAUCGCUUGUUUAGAUACCUUAAUCUCACAAUUAGAAUCAAAAUCAAAGAGAACCGAACAAGAAGAUGAAAGCUAUGUUGGUCUUCUUAAAGCUUGCGGUAAUUUCAAAUUAAAACAUCACAAAUACAAAGAAGCCGCUGAAAUGUUUGAUAGAGUAUUAAAGAUCAAUCCAAAUGAUCUCUUAGCUCUUCCAUCAUACAUUGUUGCCACUUCACACUUUGAUGCCUCUCUUUCACAAAAAUAUCAAGGUAAACUUCCAAACAUUAAAUUUGAAAGCAAGAUCGAUUUGGAUUCAGUAGAAAAAUAUGGUUUAGCUUAUGAAAAGAAAACAAACGAAUCAUCUGAUGCCUCUGCCUCUGCUGUCGUCGAAAAGAAAUCAAACAAAGCCCCAAUUAAACUUGGUGAUGGUACUCUUGUCGAAAUUAAAAAAUCAAAGAAUAAAUUACCAAAGAAUAUUGUUGCCAACUAUACCCCAGACCCAGACCGUUGGUUACCAAAAUGGCAAAGAGCUAAUGCCAAAGCCUCAAGAAAGAAAAAUGCUAAAGAUGUCGUUAAAGGUCCACAAGGUUUAGCAUCUGCCUCUCAAACAGCCUCACUCUUUGUUAAAGAAUCAACUAAAGCCCAACCAGCCCAACCAUCUCAAUCCUCAUCAAAAUCUGAUAAACCAAAGAAUUUACACAAAAAGAAAUCAAAAAAAUAA
Messenger RNA from Dictyostelium purpureum, 1971 nucleotides. RefSeq lists its product as uncharacterized. Bases 1 to 1971 code for a protein of 656 amino acids. NCBI's taxonomy places the organism in Eukaryota, Evosea, Eumycetozoa, Dictyosteliales, Dictyosteliaceae. Gene Ontology annotation, cellular component: signal recognition particle, endoplasmic reticulum targeting. The record is from RefSeq and is a predicted model, not a curated record. The transcript is spliced from 4 exons. Gene Ontology annotation, biological process: SRP-dependent cotranslational protein targeting to membrane. Gene Ontology annotation, molecular function: 7S RNA binding; ribosome binding; protein binding.